Molecule: messenger RNA, 3346 nt
Organism: Oncorhynchus gorbuscha (pink salmon)
Lineage: Eukaryota; Metazoa; Chordata; Actinopteri; Salmoniformes; Salmonidae
Product: methyl-CpG-binding protein 2-like
Exons: 3
Coding region: 1-2334 (777 amino acids)
Biological process (GO): negative regulation of transcription by RNA polymerase II
Cellular component (GO): heterochromatin; nucleus
Molecular function (GO): chromatin binding; double-stranded methylated DNA binding; methyl-CpG binding
Source: RefSeq, a predicted model, not a curated record
AUGGCCGCCGUAGAGAGCGGAGACGAGAGACUCAGUGAGGAGAAGAGUGAAGAUGCCAACCAGAAUCAGAGCUCCAACGACAAGGACCCUAAGACACACAGCAAGCCAAAGAAGGUGAGGCGGGAGCGGAGGGAUAUGGAGAAGGAGAGGCUGGAGUCUUCAUCCACCACCACUAUGUCCUCCCCUCCUCAUCCUCCAGUCCAGCAGCCCAGUGCGCAGCUGGCUGAGGCGGGGCCCUCGGUGCCCAUGGUUACUGCAGCUGGCGAGGCCUCCCCUGCUUCGCCCAAACAGAGGAGGUCCAUCAUCAGGGACCGAGGUCCGCUCUACGAUGACCCCUCUCUGCCCCAGGGCUGGACACGUAAACUCAAACAACGCAAGUCUGGGCGGUCCGCCGGGAAGUUUGACGUCUACUUGAUGAACCCAGAGGGGAAAGCCUUCCGUUCCAAGGUGGAGCUGAUUGCCUUCUUCCAGAAGGUAGGAGACACCGCCACCGACCCCAACGACUUCGACUUCACCGUGACAGGGCGUGGCAGUCCCUCCCGCCGCGAGAAGAGACCCCCAAAGAAACCCAAGGUGAUGAAACCGUCAGGGAGGGGCCGGGGUCGGCCGAAGGGGGGUGGGAAGUUACGCCCGGCCAUGGAGGGCGUGGCAAUGAAGCGUGUGGUGGAGAAGAGUCCUGGGAGGCUCUUGGUCAAAAUGCCUUUCAGCGCAUCCAAGGCAUCUGAAGCGGCGGGGCAGCCGUCAUCGCAGGUCGUAGUCGCCAAGAUGCGCCCGGCGCGGAAAAGGAAGGCGGACACACAACCGCAGACUGCUCCGAAAAAGCGGGGGUGUAAGCCAGGGUUGGUGUCAGCGGCAGUUGGGGCGGUGGGUUCCAGUACUUCCUCAUACGCAGCGGCUGCUAUACUCGCCGCAGAAGCCAAAAGGAAAGCUCAGAAGGAGUCUUCCGCUAAGCCGGUGCAGCAGACCGCUCUACCCAUCAAGAAGCGCAAGACCAGAGAAACUGUUGAGGAGACGAGAGACAUUCCAGCUAUAGCCGGGGCAGGGAUAGGGACAGGGAGUGCUGUGGUGGUGGCAGCAGCAGAGAGGACAGACCAGGGACAGAAGGAUCAGGGACAGAAGCUGCCAAAGAGUUCAGGGAGGAAGCACAAGGACAGUCCCGUGACUGCCGGGCUGACCGCAGAGGACAGUGCUGGGGCCAGCGUUUGGUCCAGUAGUGGGGCCAGUGGAGGCGGCAGCAGCAGUAGCGUCACUACCCCAAAGAGUCACAGCCACAAGAGAAAAGAGCGUACGCCGCACAAACACCUUCAUCACCACCACCACCGUCGCCACAGUCACUCCUCUGUAGUGGAGGAUCCUCCUCCCCCACCCUUCCAGCGGCCCCCUCACCAUCACUUCCCCGGCUUGACUAUGAGCCUGGUCUCCCAUACAGCCAGGGCCUUGGUGGGGCCAGGGGCCCUCCUGCAGAAUGAGCCCCAGGACCUGAGCACCUCCAGGGGCCCCUGCCGGGCCAGCACCACCACGGCCAGAGGAAAGAGAGAGGAGGUCAGGGAUGUCAGACAGGACAGGUGUCCAAAGCCUCCGGCAGCUGCAGUGGUGGGAAUGGGUGACACCAGGGCCAACAAGCAUCAAGUGGACGUGGCAGCAGGGACGGUGGAAGGGAGGGAUUUGAGAGACAUUGUAUCCUGCUUAGUCGUCCCCAGACCUUGCAGGGAGGAGACGGUCUCAGUCGUACCCAGACCUAGCAGGGAGGAGACGGUCUCAGUCGUACCCAGACCUAGCAGGGAGGAGACGGUCUCAGUCGUACCCAGACCUAGCAGGGAGGAGACGGUCUCAGUCGUACCCAAGCCUAGCAGGGAGGAGACGGUCUCAGUCGUACCCAGACCUAGCAGGGAGGAGACGGUCUCAGUCGUACCCAGACCUAGCAGGGAGGAGACGGUCUCAGUCGUACCCAGACCUAGCAGGGAGGAGACGGUCUCAGUCGUACCCAGACCUAGCAGGGAGGAGACGGUCUCAGUCAUACCCAGACCUAGCAGGGAGGAGACUGUCUCAGUCGUACCCAGACCUAGCAGGGAGGAGACGGUCUUAGUCGUACCCAGACCUAGCAGGGAGGAGACUGUCUCAGUAGUACCCAGACCUAGCAGGGAGGAGACGGUCUCAGUCGUACCCAGACCUAGCAGGGAGGAGACUGUCUCAGUCGUACCCAGACCUAGCAGGGAGGAGACGGUCUCAGUCGUACCCAGACCUAGCAGGGAGGAGACAGUCUCAGUCGUACCCAGACCUAGCCGGGAGGAUACGGUCGAGUCUCGGACGCCGAUCACUGAAAGGGUUAGUUGACUGCAUUGCAGGACCCAUGUCUGUAAGGAGAGAGGAGACGUUUAGUGCUGCAGUGGAUUUGAUAAGAAAACAGCAAACAGAAGGCAGCUGUUGUUUGAUGUUCUUUCUGUGCGAGGGGCGGCAGGGUAGCCUAGUGGUUAGAGCGUUGGACUAGUAACCGGAAGGCUGCGAGUUCAAACCCCCGAGCCGACAAGGUACAAAUCUGUCGUUCUGCCCCUGAACAGGCAGUUAACCCCACUGUUCCCAGGCCAUCAUUGAAAAUAAGAAUUUUUUCUUAACUGACUUGCCUGGUCAAAUAAAUAUUGACAAACAAAUAACGCAGCUUAAUGAACAACCCACAACAGAUUGCUUCCUGAUACAUUUUUACUUUUUUUUGUUGUUUUUUUUUGUCAUUGUUUUGUUCUUUGUUUCUGCUUUAAACCUGUUAGUCAUCCACUGCGACCCAUGAUCCUUUGCUCAAAGCUUACAGGACGUGGAGGACCUACACUUCCUGUAUACAUCAUCAGCCGGAAACUAUGGAAUCCAUGGUUUAAGAUAUCAUUGUGAAAAUGGGACUGAAACAGGGUUGUAUUUGCCUAAAGCCAAGGCACCUGUCCUGUCUGGCCCUUUAUAAGUGACUUGUCCAUGUUGUUGUUCUGUGCUCACGUGGAUAGAGGCCUAUACAUAUGCCAUGCAAGCUUCCACAGCUUCUGUUGUAGCAUCCUCUUACUACCGCAGUACGCUCAGGUUGAGUCCAAAAUGGCACCCGAUUCCCCAUUUUAAUGCACAACUUAUUGGGUCCUGGUCAAACAGUGUGCACUGUGUAGGGAAUCGGGUGCCAUUUUGCAUGAAGCCUCGGUUUCUAUUCAUUUAGGUGACAUAUGUUUUCCUCAACCUAUAUUAAGUCUAUGCGUCCCAAUUGGUACCUAUUCCCUAUGUAGUGCACUACUUUAGACCAGGAGCCCUAAAAGUAGUGCACUACUUUAGACCAGGACCACUAAAAGUAGUGCACUAAUUUAGACCAGGACCCCUA